CUCACUUCCUCUACUAAACAUGGCGGUCCACGGUCCUUUCGUGAAAAUCCACCCGGUGGUUCUAGCCUCUAUAGCCGACUCUUACGAGCGAAGGAACGAGGGAGCGAGUCGGGUGAUCGGUUCUUUAUUAGGAACUAUAGAUAAACACUCUGUCGAGGUCACCAACUGUUUCUCUGUCCCACACAAUGAGUCCGAAGACGAGGUGGCUGUGGACAUGGAGUUUGCAAAGAACAUGUAUGAGCUUCAUAAAAAGGUUUCACCCAGCGAGGUCAUUGUUGGCUGGUAUGCCACAGGAUAUGACAUCACAGAACAUUCAGUUCUAAUUCACGAGUACUACAGCCGGGAAGCCCAGAACCCCAUCCACCUCACUGUGGACACAGCACUGCAGAGCAAUAAAAUGAACAUCCGUGCUUACGUCAGUGCACAGAUGGGCGUUCCAGGCAAAACUGUUGGCGUCAUGUUCACACCACUGACAGUGAAGUACAUUUACUAUGACACAGAGCGUAUUGGAAUUGAUCUCCUACAGAGAAGUCGUGCUUCCCCCAGUCGCACCAAUGGCCUGACAUCUGAUCUGGCUCAGGUGGGCAGUGCAGCUGGACGCGUCCAGGACAUGCUAGCCAUAGUACUGUCGUACAUUGAGGAUGUGCUGUCUGGUAAGGUGACGGCAGAUAACAGCGUCGGCCGGUUCCUAAUGGAUCUGGUAAACAAAGUGCCCAAGAUCUCUGCAGAGGACUUUGAGAGAAUGCUCAACUCCAACAUUAAUGAUCUACUGAUGGUGACAUACUUGGCGAAUCUCACUCAAGCUCAAAUUUCUCUUAAUGAGAAACUAGUUCUUCUGUAAUUUGAAAUAAAGACAUCAUUCCUGCAGGGUG
Trichomycterus rosablanca is the source of this 872-nucleotide messenger RNA. RefSeq names its product eukaryotic translation initiation factor 3, subunit F (gene eif3f). Gene Ontology annotation, molecular function: metallopeptidase activity; translation initiation factor activity; translation initiation factor binding. The record is from RefSeq and is a predicted model, not a curated record. Bases 20 to 841 code for a protein of 273 amino acids. Gene Ontology annotation, biological process: translational initiation. NCBI's taxonomy places the organism in Eukaryota, Metazoa, Chordata, Actinopteri, Siluriformes, Trichomycteridae. Gene Ontology annotation, cellular component: eukaryotic translation initiation factor 3 complex, eIF3m. The transcript is spliced from 8 exons.